CCAACUACGCUACGCAAAUCGAAACAAUUUCAGUCAGUUGAUAUUAGCACGUCGAAGGUGAUAGUCGUGCCUGUGUUCGAUAUUUACUGUGUAGUGUCGUGUUGGGAUUACAAUUAUUUCUACUGGACCUAGGGCACACGCCGUGCCCUCUACAAACAUACAUCAUACAGCCGUCAAAGAUGACCAUACAACCAAUUAGAAGAAAACCGUUUAAAGUGUUAAACACGUACCUAAACACAUAGGACAAAUUGUUAACUAACUAAAAGUAUUUAGUGUUCCUUUUUGAGUGAUAUUAGUGUAUAAGUGCCAUUGAUUAGUUAAAUAUAACAAUGUUGUUAAGUGUAUUGCUAUUUGUGGCUGUUGUGGGAGCUGAUAGGAGUAAUCUACCUCCAACUUGUGAUAGUAACAUCUAUUGCCAUGGGCCAUUACUGGAAACUGUACAAAUGGCAGGCCUGUACAAUGACUCCAAAACCUUCGUGGAUAUGAAGAUAAAGUCGUCUCCAAAGAUCACCAUGGACCGCUUUCAUGAAAUGAUGAACAGGACAGGUUCCCGACCGACAAAGGCUGAUAUUUCUGAGUUUGUUAGAGCUAAUUUUGACCCUGAGGGUUCGGAGUUCGAAGAAUGGACACCGACAGACUGGAAAAAUAAUCCUGCGUUCCUAGAAAAAAUUAAGGAUCCCCUCCUUCACCAAUGGGCUUCUGAUCUGAAUAAGUUAUGGUUAGAGCUGGGCAGAAAGAUGAAGGAUGAGGUCAAGCAUAAUCAGGAUCUCUACUCUAUCAUUUAUGUUGAUAACCCGUUUAUUGUCCCUGGUGGACGAUUCCGUGAGUUCUACUACUGGGAUUCCUAUUGGAUCAUCAAGGGUCUACUUCUUUCCGAGAUGCAUUCAACUGCUCGUGGGAUGGUCACCAAUUUCUUGGAUGUAGUGGACCGGAUUGGCUUCAUACCCAAUGGCGGGAGAAUUUAUUAUAAGAUGAGAUCUCAGCCACCACUUCUAAUUCCAAUGGUAAAGUUAAUUUUUGACGAUUCCGGAGACAUGGAAUACUUGAGGCAGCACAUACAUACUCUAGACCGCGAGUUUGACUAUUGGGUCACAAAUCACACAGUCGAUUUUGAGUAUGAUGGACAAAAUUACCAACUUAUGAGGUAUACAGAUAUGUCGCAAGGACCCAGACCCGAAAGUUACAAAGAAGACAUUGACUGUGCUAAGCACUUUGACUCGCCCGAUAAGAAAGAGGAAUUGUACGCGGAACUAAAAGCAGCGGCGGAAUCAGGAUGGGACUUCUCGUCUAGAUGGUUCAUACUCAAUGGAACAAAUAAGGGGAAUCUAACAAACCUUAAGACUCGGUCGAUCAUCCCCGUUGACUUGAAUGCAAUAAUGUCUUGGAACGCUGAAUUAAUGGCUGACUUCCAUUCAAGACUUGGGAACACGGCGAAGGCAGAUUACUACAAAGAUGUUCACGCUUCAUUGUUGCAAGCUAUUGAAAAUGUCCUAUGGCAUGAGGACGUCGGUGCCUGGUUAGACUUUAACUUAGAGUCUAGACGUCGAAGAGACUAUUUCUAUCCUUCAAACAUCGCUCCUUUAUGGACUGGGUGCUAUGAUAGGGCGAGAAAGGAAUACUAUGUCAAUCGAGUCAUUAAUUAUUUGGAUAAAGUCAAGGUGGACAUCUUCGAAGGCGGUAUACCAACGACGUUUGAGCAUUCCGGAGAACAGUGGGACUAUCCCAAUGCCUGGCCUCCUCUGCAAUACAUUUUCGUGGUGGGAUUGGACAACACCGGCUUACCAGAGGCUAAACGAUUGGCCAAUGAAUUGGCUACGAAGUGGGUUCGGUCGAAUUUCGAGGUGUGGAAAGUGAAGACUGCUAUGUUGGAAAAGUAUGACGCGACGAUUUUCGGCGGAUUUGGUGGAGGCGGUGAAUAUGUACUGCAGACAGGUUUUGGAUGGACCAAUGGAGUGGUUAUGGCUCUGCUAAAUCGAUAUGGAGUUGGUGAAUUGGAUACUAUUUCGGUAGCUGACGCGUUCGGAACGAGCGAGUCGAGUGCGGUCGUCGGCGCGCACGUAGGCGCUGGGGGCGUGGCCACUGCGCUACUCAUUGUUAUGGCAUCCAUCGCAGCUGGAGCUUUAGGUUUGAUGGUGUAUAGAAAGCGAAGUGGAUACACGCCACUUUCAAAUGGGGAAGAUGUGAAGCUGCUCUCACGUAGACCUUACACAGAAUUACGGAGUCUCAAUGGAACUUCAGACCCCAGGCAACGGUGAACUUUACCAUGUACGCGUGCGAGUUUCAUUACAAAAUGGGACUCACACAGCGCUCCGUAGUAAACGGAAGCACGCAGUUCAAGUAGUAAGUAUGGAAAAUGUCAAACACAUUUGACAGACUUAUCAUAAAACUCGUGCUAUAGUGCAGAAGUACCAUGUACAACCUGCCUAGUAGCUCUCUUAUAAAACCAUCUAUUUGUUGAUUGUCUAUUCAAUUCAGAUGUAGAAAGCUCAGACUAUGCUCAAUAAGUAUACGAAAACAAAAAUAGAUGUCUCUCUCCAAAGCACACCGAACCAAAUGCACGGCCUCAUUGUAAAACGUCGACAGCCUUUGUUAGGCUCCUGUUACCAUGGCUACCAUUUGUUUAUGUCGUAACCAUGGUAACUGGAAGUCUAAUAAGGGCAACGCCAUUAAAUAGGAGUUUGUAUUAUACAAGUCUUCAUCGUGCUGUGAAAACUCAUGUAUAUAACUUUUUGUACAGUGUAGCGCGACCAAAAAGUAAUGAUAUUUGCUAUUUGAUCAAAAUAGAUUGUAUUCUAGCUUUUUAAAUUGAAAUUAGGCUUUUGACGGGCUUUUUGGGAUCAAUUAGGCUCAUUAUAUUGUAACGCGGGUUUAUUUAUGUGGAUCAAAGCUUUCAUAGUUUUUGAUCAAAGGAAUAUAGUGGUACCUCGACAUACGAAUUAAAUUCGCUCCGUAACCCUUCGUAUCUCAAGAUAUUUUCCCCAUUUAAAUGAAUUGAAAUGCCCUUCAUUCGUCCAGCACCCAAAACACCACCUCAGUUGUUUU
This is a messenger RNA of Pieris napi, 3042 nucleotides long. It is a transcript of the gene Treh-2, whose product is annotated as trehalase-like. Lineage: Eukaryota; Metazoa; Arthropoda; Insecta; Lepidoptera; Pieridae. The transcript is spliced from 17 exons. The record is from RefSeq and is a predicted model, not a curated record. Gene Ontology annotation, molecular function: alpha,alpha-trehalase activity. Gene Ontology annotation, biological process: trehalose catabolic process. The coding region runs from base 330 to 2255 and encodes 641 amino acids.